AUGGCCCGUGUGCGAUCCAACGACCCCUCAGCUGGCAAGAAGUCUCGAAAUGCUGCCAAAAAGAGAGGCAGAAAGACUCCAAGCACCCCGAGAGCCCACACGACUCAAGCUCGACGACCGCGUCUGCAUGGACCAUGGCCAGAAGGAGAGCGCAAGGCCAUGUACAAUACGAUGAAGUACUUCCUUGAGCACGAUCCCGACAAGGCGGACGAGAAUUUGAGGAUGUUUCUGAGCAUACAACCGUCGAUCUGGACCAAGAUCUCGAGAAAUGAGCAGUUUGAGCCGAAAGAUCUGUCGAACGAGGCUGUGGCAGGCAUCAACCAGAUCAUUUACGCCCGUGACAUUGCCAAAGACGUCGAUAUCAAGCUUCCCCAGCAAAAGGUGACUCGGGCAAUGAGGGAUUUCAACGACGCCAACAUGUGUAAGAUGUCCCAGGCCAGGUUCGACGAAUUGCAAGGCAUCAUCCGGUCUGUCGUCCCCAGAAUGAUGCUCCUGGUUCCCGAGGUCGCCCAGAACAUCGAGCCCAGCAGUCUGCCAGAGAACGUGCAGAUACUGAUCCACAAAUACCUCAACCAGCAUCUCCCUGACGAGGUCCUGGCCGACAUCUGGUGGGAGGAGGACGACGAAGAGGCAGAGAUUGAAGGCUAUGAGGCCAAUGAGGAGGACGAGGACGAGAAUGACGCCGAAGACAUGGAUCUGGACAUGGACGAGGCUGAAGAAGAGGACAAGGACGGCAAUCAAGGCCAGGAAAUGGAGCUGGAGAGGCGGUUUGUGAGCCGGGAAUUGAGCGAGACGAGCGAGGAGCUUUGA
This is a messenger RNA of Capronia coronata CBS 617.96, 810 nucleotides long. RefSeq lists its product as uncharacterized. Lineage: Eukaryota; Fungi; Ascomycota; Eurotiomycetes; Chaetothyriales; Herpotrichiellaceae. The coding region runs from base 1 to 810 and encodes 269 amino acids. The transcript has a single exon. The record is from RefSeq and is a predicted model, not a curated record.